Molecule: messenger RNA, 2334 nt
Organism: Hippocampus comes (tiger tail seahorse)
Lineage: Eukaryota; Metazoa; Chordata; Actinopteri; Syngnathiformes; Syngnathidae
Gene: mgarpa
Product: mitochondria localized glutamic acid rich protein a
Exons: 8
Coding region: 134-1777 (547 amino acids)
Biological process (GO): anterograde axonal transport
Cellular component (GO): mitochondrion
Source: RefSeq, a predicted model, not a curated record
CCAAAGAAGAAAACUAAAACAGGUUCUCAGACCCUCUCUCACGUUUCCAAGUACAGUACAGUGUAGUGAAUCAAGCCCGGGUUGUCUGUUCAGCACUUGCUAAGCUCACAUUCGUUCGCAUCACGCAACAGAGAUGUUUGCCUGUAGAGCGGCCUGGCGAAGGUGUGGACCUUUAGCCAAGAGAACAACCUUCAAACUGCUUCGCGAGGGUUUGCAACAGAGGCAAAUGUCAUCAACACCUGGCGGGUCUGGGGAAAACAUUCUUUACACUGUGCUGUGUGGUGGAGCUUUCGUUGGUGCUGUAUCAUAUGCUUUCAACACUGUGUCCACUGACAGUGCCAGAUUCAAUGAACGCAUUUCUGAAAUUAAUGCUAGACCCAAGAAAGAAUGGACGCCUAAACCAUGGCCUCCUAAGAGCCAGGAUGUUGAAGAUGGGGAUGAAGAGGAACAAGUAGAAGAAGCCAGUGAAGUUGCAGCUGCUGAUGAGUCAGAGACUGUCGUGGAAGAAGUUGCGGAAAUUGUCGUUGAGGGUGCUGAAGGUGUUGCCGAGAUUGCAGAAGAGGUUGCAGCAGCUGCACAGCAAGUGGAGGUCAUUGCAGAUGAAGUAGCCCCAGUGGCCGAAGUUAUUGAGGAGGCUGCCCACGACGUCGCGGAACAAGUUGUCGCGGAGGACCCCAAAAGCAAUGUGGUGCUGACAGAUGAAGUCGAAGAAGAAAUGGUAUGUGCUGGAAUUGUUGAUGAAGCAGCAGUCAAUGAUGUACCUCUGCCCCCAGAAGUAAUGGAAUUCGUUGAGACCAAACCAGCAAUGCUGAAUGAGGAGGCAGCCCCAUCACCGGUAGAGGCUGUAUUGGCAGUCGAAAAAACCGUGGCACAAAUAGAGGCUGUACCAGCGGUAGAGCAGGUCCAAACCCCGGGAGAGCAUUCAUCAUUGGUCGAGAACAUUCUGCCACCUCCGGAGGCUCCACAACUGUUUGAGCUUGCGCCAGCAGUGACGGAGGCUCCAAUACAUUUGCAAGUCGCACAAGCAGCUGAGGGGUCCAUAACACCACAUGACUUCACGCUGGCAGUUGAAGAGUCCUCAGCACCGGUUGAGGUUUUACCAACAGUAGCUCAGUCGUCAGUGGUGCUUGAGGAAGUGCUCACACCUGUCUCAGCUGAGGAGGCCUCUGUGUUUGCGGAGGCUGCACCGGUGGUUGAGGAGACCUCAACUCUUGUCUUAAUGACACAAGCUCUUGAGGAGGAUCCAACACUGGUGGAGGAUAUACCAGUGGCUGAAGAGGCCUUGGCAUCUGUUGCGUGUUUCCGAGCAACUGAAAAUGUCCCGUCCCCAACUGUCCCUGCCCAAGUGGUUGAAGAGGCCCCAAACAUUGUCGAGGUUGCACUUGUGGUGGAAGAAGCUUUGCCACCCGUGGAUUCUCCCCCAGUAAUUGAAGAGACGACAUCAGUGGUCCAGGCACCCCCCACAACAUUACAGGGCUCACCGCUAGUUGAGGAGAUGACGUUGCCACUUAAAGCUGAAACAGCAGUGGCAGGUGUUCCUCCAGGAGAAGAAACAAAUGUUGACUUGGUUACCUCGAUGGUGGAAGAAACAUCAUCAUCUCUGGGGGAGGCUCGAGAAAAAGAUCCCAAACGAGAGUACAUAGUUCUGGUUUUGGAAGGAACAGUUACGGCAGAAAAGUCUGCUAAAGUGCUCGGAGUGGCACCAAUGAGUGGAAGAAUCAUCCCAGCACCAGAAGAUGAGGAUAAACGACAUCUUCUCAGGAUCCAAAUGCAGUAAAUUCAUCAAAGAAAACGGUUCUGGAGUGAUGCUUCCUGUGUAGCAGAAGAAGAGGAAUUUGCCUGUUCCAACUUUUAUCUUUAACAAAUACACAAAUGUGAUAUAAAAGGGUUGACUAGCUUACCAAUGUGAAGAAUACGGUAUAUGCAAGAGUGAUUAUUCAAAUUUUCAAAUGCGCACAGGCAGAAUUCUUGGUACCCUUUUAAAGAAAGAAAAAUCCACAAUGUCAUUGAAAUAGAACAUUUGUCAAAAUAUCUACUGACAAAUCCGAGACCUUCUGGGAGAAUAUCUUUUGGAGAAAUGGGGAAACUAAACUGGAGCUUUUUGGUGAGUCAGCUCAUCCACCCAAAACUCGCUGCCAAAAACACCCAAGAAUAGCCACGGAUGCAAAUUUGGACUGUUGUUAAAUCUCUGAUCUGAAUCCUGUUGAGCAUCUGUGAAAAGUGCAGAAACAGGCAGCCUGGAGAAGGCACCCUUCAAACCAGACCAUGCCGAAGGAGUUUGCUUUCGAGUAGCAUGCCCAGGUUUCCUUGGCAGUUUUUUGGGGUUUUUUAAAA